AUGAAUUUUAAAUAUGAUGGAACGACUUCAUUACAAAUUAUACAAGGAUCAGAGGUUGUUUACUCGGACUAUGGACUCUGUAAAUAUGGACAAUUAUUUGAUCCAGCUACUGGUCGAUGUCGUGAUAUUUACUGUCAAGAAAUUAAUUAUAAAUUUAAUGGAACCACAUGUAUACCAGAUGAAAAUAAAAAUACGAUAAAUAUUUAUAAACGAAUGAGUGAUAUUGAUUUAUCUGUAACACUUUUUAUUUUACCAACAUAUCGUAAUGAAAAUGAAAAAGGAAAUUUUUCGAAACGUCUUCAUAGUCAAAUGAAUGAAACAUGUACUGAUGAUUGGGCUAAAAUGUUUCAUAAUACACUUCGUGGUUAUCUUGAUAUCGAUUAUAAACGUAUUACUAAUAUUAAAUACAAUCUCAAACAAAAUCAUGAUAAAGUUUUACAAAAUUCAUCAAAUAUUAAUCUAAAAGCAACGAGUAAUAUUUCUGAAAAACAUAAUAACACAAAUAUCAUUGAUUCAAAUUCAUUAUUAUCUGAUCGUAUUAAUGAACAACUUUUUAAUAAUCAAUCAAUAUUUGUAAAUUUGAAUUUUUCUAUUAUUGAUCGAAAUGAAACAUCAAAUGAUACACUAACAGGUUUACAUGUUGUAACACUUGUUUUACUUGCAUCAGAAUUUCAUUAUAUAAUGGAUUUAUGUGAAAAAUAUUCAAUUAAAAUUGAAAAAAUAUCGAUUAUAUCAGAUAAAAAUAAAACUCGAGAAGAAUUUUGUAGUGAACCUGAUAAAAUGUAUCCAACAAAUACUGGUAUUAUACGUAGACGUAUAAGAUCUGAUGGUGAAAUUGAUUAUGUUGUUGAUGUACCUGAACUUGAAACAACAUAUGAAAGUGGAGAUUAUACUUAUUCAUUUAUGGUUUCAACAUUAACACAUCAACAACGACAGAAAAUGUCACAAGAAGUUUCAAAAUCAAAUUCAACUUCAACAGUAAAAAUGAUAUUAGUUUGUAAUCGUCGACCUCGAAUAGUUGAUCGUUGUCCAGAUAGUCUUGUUAUGCGUAUAGCACUUUGUGAAGUAAUUCAAUAUACAAAUUUUUCAAUAAGAAUUAAACGUACUGGUCGUUUAUACACAAAUCGUGAAUAUCGUUAUGAUGAAUUUCGUUCAGAUUUAUAUAUUGUUGUAUGUAAACAUGAUAUACAUAAUAGUACAACAAAUAGAAAAAAAUUCGAUUUUUUUGAUAAAGCACCUGGAUUUUUAUCAACAAUAGCAAUAUUUCUUUCAAUAUGUGCAUUAUUAAUAACAUUAAUUACAUUUAUAUUAUUUUCUUCAUUACGUAAUUUACCUGGAUGUAAUAUAAUGAAUUUAAUAAUAGCAUUAAUAUUAGCUGAAAUUUUAUUUUUAUUACAAAGUUUAUUUAUAAUGACAAGACCAAUUUUUUUUUGGAUGAAUAUUAUGGCAUUUGAUCUAUGGAAAACAUUUCAUAAUGGUUAUUCAAUUUAUAUUUAUGAAAUUCGUGAACGUUUACCAUAUUAUGCUUUAUAUGCAUGGGGUAUGCCAGUUAUUAUUGUUUUAAUUGGAAUUUUAUUAGAUAUAAAAAAUACACGAUUAAAACCAUGUUAUGGAAGAUUUUUUCGUGGAUGUUAUGAUGUUUGUUUUCAUACAAAACAUGAUGCACCUUUACAAGGUUGUUGGAUUGAAUCAGCAUUGAUGCGUUUUUUAUUAUUCGGUGUUCCUAUAGCAAUUAUUCUCGUUAUUAAUUUUAUAUUUUAUGCAUUAACUAUACGAAAUAUUCGUCGAACUUUAAAAUCCAUUCGUGUACAAGUCGCACGUAAAUUUCAACAAAAAAAACAAAUUAUACCUGGUGAACAUGAUGUAAAAAUUUAUAUGCGUAUGGCUGUUUUAACUGGUUUUGGUUGGACAAUUGGUUUUAUUUUAUUUGCUUUACCUGAUAAUCAACAAGGUUUUCAAUAUUAUCUUGUUAUUAUAUUUAAAUAUUUAUUUAUACUUCUUAAUGCAACACCCGGUUUAUUUAUAUUUGUUGUUUAUGUAUGUAAUCGUCGUGUAUUUUUAUUAUAUCAAAGUUUAUUGAUAAAAUUAUUUCAAUUAAUUCAAUUAAAAUAUCAAAUAUGUAAAGAAUAUCUUUUAAAUCAAAGUCAAAUUUUCUUUAAUAAAAUAAAAUAUCGAUUAAUUAAAUCAAAAACUAUUUUUUAUAAACAUAAACAACAAAAAUUAUCGAUAAAAAUAUAA
Rotaria sordida is the source of this 2238-nucleotide messenger RNA. Lineage: Eukaryota; Metazoa; Rotifera; Eurotatoria; Philodinida; Philodinidae. The record is from the annotation of a GenBank genome assembly.